CACUCACUCCCCUGCAUUUAUACAGAAGCAAUUAUUCUGUUUUCCCUCUACACAAUCUUCUCCUCUCCUUCAGAUCAUGUCUCUCUUACUCUUCUUCCUCCUAACUCUUUUGGUACCUUCAAGCAAUGCUGGCUGGCCACCAUCACCUGGCUACUGGCCAAGUUCUAAAUUCAGGACUAUGAGCUUCUAUAAAGGGUUUAGAACCCUUUGGGGUGCUCAGCAUCAGAGCUUAGACCAAAAUGCAUUAACAAUCUGGCUUGACAGAACCACAGGAAGUGGAUUCAAGUCGGUUAAACCAUUUAGAUCCGGUUACUUUGGUUCCUCCAUUAAGCUUCAGCCUGGUUAUACUGCAGGAGUUAUAACAGCUUUCUAUCUUUCAAACAGUGAAGCUCAUCCAGGGUAUCAUGAUGAAGUGGAUAUUGAAUUUCUGGGGACUACAUUUGGAAAGCCCUAUACUUUACAGACCAAUGUUUACAUCAGAGGAAGUGGAGAUGGAAAAAUUAUUGGAAGAGAGAUGAAGUUUCAUCUGUGGUUUGAUCCUACCAAAAAUUUUCAUCACUAUGCUAUAUUAUGGAGUCCUAAGGAGAUUAUAUUUUUGGUGGAUGAUGUGCCCAUAAGGAGGUACCAAAGGAAAAGUGUUGCAACAUUUCCCUUGAGGCCAAUGUGGCUCUAUGGUUCAAUAUGGGAUGCCUCAUCAUGGGCUACUGAAGAUGGAAAAUACAAAGCAGAUUACAGAUACCAACCUUUUGUUGCGAAGUUUACCAAUUUCAAAGCUGGUGGUUGCUCAGCCUAUUCCCCUGCCUGGUGCCACCCGGUCUCCGCCUCUCCAUUCCGGUCAGGUGGGUUGACCCGACAACAAUACCGGGUCAUGAAAUGGGUUCAAGCCAACCAUAUGGUGUAUGACUAUUGCAGGGAUUACAAGAGGGACCAUUCCUUAACACCUGAAUGUUGGGGUUAAUCAUAUGCUUCAAUAUUGAAGUUCCCCUCAGUUUUCACUUCAUUUAAGUGCAUCAUCUUAUCAAAUAUGUUUUUAUUUUAAUUUU
Fragaria vesca subsp. vesca is the source of this 1043-nucleotide messenger RNA. RefSeq names its product probable xyloglucan endotransglucosylase/hydrolase protein 32-like. Gene Ontology annotation, cellular component: cell wall; apoplast. The record is from RefSeq and is a predicted model, not a curated record. Bases 77 to 958 code for a protein of 293 amino acids. NCBI's taxonomy places the organism in Eukaryota, Viridiplantae, Streptophyta, Magnoliopsida, Rosales, Rosaceae. Gene Ontology annotation, biological process: xyloglucan metabolic process; cell wall biogenesis. Gene Ontology annotation, molecular function: xyloglucan:xyloglucosyl transferase activity; hydrolase activity, hydrolyzing O-glycosyl compounds. The transcript is spliced from 4 exons.